AGCCUUCGCCAGAUUUCCCAGAGGACCAUAAGCACUGCUUCACGCAGGCAGUUUCAAAAUAGAGUUGCAGAGAAGCAGAAGCUUUUCCAGGAGGAUAAUGGCAUCCCAGUGCAUCUUAAAGGUGGUGUAAUGGAUGCUCUGUUGUACAGAGCCACCAUGGGUAUUGUAGUUUUUGGAACAGGCUAUGUUCUUUAUGAGCUGUUUAACGCUUCAAUGCCCAAGAAGCAGAAAUGACUCCAGUUCGGGAUGCCCUGGUUGCUACUAGCAUCUCUUUGUCCAAUUCCACGUGACUACGAUGGCAGCUUAUACUUACUGUAAACAGCUGGCUUAAUGCUUGGAAUCAUAAUUUAAUUGUAACAUGUGAACUGCAAUCAAUAAAGCAGUUUUUAUGUUGCAUU
Molecule: messenger RNA, 398 nt
Organism: Mesitornis unicolor (brown roatelo)
Lineage: Eukaryota; Metazoa; Chordata; Aves; Mesitornithiformes; Mesitornithidae
Product: cytochrome c oxidase subunit 7A2, mitochondrial
Exons: 3
Biological process (GO): mitochondrial respirasome assembly; regulation of oxidative phosphorylation; mitochondrial electron transport, cytochrome c to oxygen
Source: RefSeq, a predicted model, not a curated record